Messenger RNA from Oreochromis niloticus (Nile tilapia), 2039 nucleotides. RefSeq names its product SH2 domain-containing protein 5. NCBI's taxonomy places the organism in Eukaryota, Metazoa, Chordata, Actinopteri, Cichliformes, Cichlidae. Bases 296 to 1273 code for a protein of 325 amino acids. Gene Ontology annotation, cellular component: postsynaptic density. The transcript has 9 exons. The record is from RefSeq and is a predicted model, not a curated record.
CCGCCUUUCUUCAGCUAAACUCCGCCUCGAAAUACCGCUGCACACCUGGCGGUAACGGCUGCAGGUAAAAGUGUCACGGUGGGGGGGGCUCGGUGUGCGUUGUGUCGGCGUGCCAAGAAGAAGCAGAGCGGUCCGAGGUGGAUGAGGAGGGUUUAGUUGCGACUCUCAGAGUGAGUUUCUGUGAUAUGAAGGUGCUGUUGGGACCUGUGCGCUCAGGUGGAGACGCCCCGGUGUAGCCUGCCGCUCCUGCCGCUGCUGCUGGACUCCACAGGGCGGAAACCCUUCAAAAGGCACGAUGGGUGAGGCACCGGUGAGAGAAGAUAGUACAGUGACACGAUCAGCAGAGUAUGUAGGCUCAUUUCCUGUGGAUGACAACUGUUUGGAUGACCAGAUUAAGCAGCUGCACACACAGUUGAAGUCCCUUAAAGCAUGCAAGAGAAGACGGCCAGUGUCCCUAAAGUUUUCCAUUAAAGGUGUGAAAAUGUAUAAUGAGGACGAAACAAUCCUCCUGAUGGCCCACGCUCUGCGGAGAAUCUCUCUUUCCACGGCCCGACCCGUCGAUUCACAGUUUGCCUUCGUCGCGCAUAACCCAGGCUGCCCAGACACCCAGCUCUACUGCCAUGUCUUUAAAGCAAGGCACGCCAGAGCAAAAACUCCAAAGUCUUCAGAUGACCAACAAAGCAGCCAAGAUGAGGUCUUUCCCAUCUCCUCUCCCUCCCUGAUGCGCAAGAAAGUCAUACGCACCAAAGUGCUGCGCUCUGGUGCUUACCGCUCCUUCACUUUCACGCCACGCAAGCAGCGCACCGUUCAGGAUCAACUGAGUGUAACUCAAGAAAAGGAUCUAGACAAGUCACCAGCGAAACGAUCCCGGGCUCCAAGCUUGGCCGAAACAGAAGAGGCACUAGCUCAGGCAGUGUGGUGUUGGGCUGGUAUCGCAACUGAGAGCAGCUAUUCACUGCUUGCAGAUGAUGUUCUGGGAUCCUACCUUCUGUGCCAACAUCCAAAAAAACCUAAAUGUGGCUCUCUAAUCAUUCGCUUCCCCUCAGGACCGAUCACCCACCUUAUUGAAAACACCCGUAAAGGGAAAUUCGUGCUGGAGAAAUGCAAGACUGAAUUCAAUUCCAUGGCUGAGCUGAUUGAGCACUACACAGAGACUGAGGACGAGCUGCCAUGUCUGCUGAGCUAUGCCCGGGUGAACCACUGCUAUGAGUGGGAGGAAAACGUCAGCAAACAGCAGCCCGUAAAGCUUCAGCGCAAACGAAGCCGAAAUUAAAAGUACCCACAGAAACGAAUGGGUGUAAACCCUGGACACUGGAACAUGUGGACUGCCAACCUCAGAGGGCACAAAAUAAGCGACACUGAGACACUGAUCAUUUCUUUUGCACAUUUAUCUUUUAAUCUGUGUUCUGGUGUGGGAAGGUUUAACUGUAAAACAAAGUCACUGUUUAAUAGUGUUGGCACUUAACGUGAACAGUAUGCAUUUCCUAAGAGGGUACUUGUGUGUUAAAGAUAUAUUUUGUGGUUCCUGAUUUUAUUAUUUUUAUUUCAACAUAAGCUUUAAAAAAAAUAUAUUUUUUAUUUGUGCCUAUAAAAAAUCAGAGGAGGGUUUUUGUUUCCUUUUUUUCUUUUUUAGACAUGAAACUAAGAACCUGAAUCUGUCAAGGGGAAUUAAUCACUGAUUACUGCACCUGAUGGCAAAGCCACACUUUUUCUUGUUUCCUUGUCUAGUAAAUAUGUUACUGAAAUAUAUUUAGUAAAACUUUUACUCCUUUUUAUUCAUUUUUUUGUAUGCAGUUUGUUUAGCUGAUAAUGUCGUUUCUGUUAAUAUGACUAAAUUCUGUUCAAAGUUUUCAUUGGUCGAGUAUAAAAGGUACAAAAUGAUUUCGAUCAUUCUCUAGGAUUGUGGUUAUCAUGUUGUGUCGUCUUGACUAUAGUUGAUUUGUUCAUAGCUGGCACACCAUCUACCUGCACCUCCUACAUUAGUUUCACAACAGAAGAUUGUGAUUAUUAGCAAAACAUUAAAUAACAACUGAACAUAA